AUGGAGAAGAAGGUUAAGUUGAUGUGCAGUUAUGGCGGAAGGAUUCAACAACGGCCACACGACCUUCAACUCUCUUACAUCAACGGCCAUACUAAGAUCUUAACAGUCAAUCGCGACAUAAACUUCUCAACCCUUUUAUGCAAACUACACGAUCUUUGUGAAUACAGUUUACAGAUUCAGAUCAAGUAUAAGUUACCUGGACACGAUUUGGAAGCUUUGGUUUCAGUUUUUGACGACGACGAUGUCGAUCAAAUGAUGUUCGAGUACGAUCUUCUCCGACGUGGUUCGAUUACACCGCCGCGGUUCCGUCUCUUUGUGUUUUUCCCGGCGACGGUGACGCCUGUCGCGUCGGGAUCAUUGAAUCCGGAUUUUUUGUUCGGUUUUGAUAAGGAGUAUUCGUUUGAGACGUCGGAGAUUCGUGAAAAUUCCGAUGUGGGUGCGACGCUUCCUGGGAAUGCCGUCGGCGGCGGCGGAGCUCUGAAGCGUAGUCCGGAAGUAUGGACAGGUGAAAGCUACGUUUACCCUCCGCCGCUUGUUUACCGGCCACCGGCUAUUGCAGGUGGAUACUUUGAGGCUGGACUGUACAACUUGUAUGCAAAUUGUGGAGGGAAACAACGCCGGUGA
Molecule: messenger RNA, 624 nt
Organism: Lactuca virosa
Lineage: Eukaryota; Viridiplantae; Streptophyta; Magnoliopsida; Asterales; Asteraceae
Source: the annotation of a GenBank genome assembly